Messenger RNA from Trematosphaeria pertusa, 834 nucleotides. RefSeq lists its product as uncharacterized. The record is from RefSeq and is a predicted model, not a curated record. Bases 328 to 783 code for a protein of 151 amino acids. NCBI's taxonomy places the organism in Eukaryota, Fungi, Ascomycota, Dothideomycetes, Pleosporales, Trematosphaeriaceae. The transcript has a single exon.
AACAGUCUACGAUGAAUGCCUCCGUUUAGGUACGCUGUGUCGACUCCGGAUGAGCCGGAAACGGGGCUUCCCAAGCUCAGAAUCACUGCCCCCGCUCGGUGAAAUCCCCUGGAGCAGGCAGCCGUGAGAAGAUGCUCCGGACCCUAUCCGCAUAAAAACUACGCGUGUCCCGGCGUCUCUCCUCUUACUCCAGCUGCGCAAUUUCAAUCGCCCUCGGACAUUGCCGCAAUUGCUUUCUAGAGCCAGAGAAGCCUAGAGACGGACCAGCGAAGAACCCACGGACAGGCGAGGGGAAUAAGGCCUUCCCGAACGAGCUCUGCCAUACAAAUGCUGCGCAGGCAUCAUCUUCCUCUUUGCCUCCACCUGCUCUUCUCCCAACUCGGAGACCUCGGAAAUCUCUCUUCACCGGGUAGAAGUGACGGGAAGCGCGCCAGAGAAUUGUUCUCGGACAGGCAGCUCCAGAGCGCGAGAAUGCGUUCCCCCAUACAAAUUUCUGCGUACGCAGCCUCCCAGUCUAUGCCUCCGGCUGUCCAUCCUUUUUCUCCCUCGGAGUGCUCGGGAAUCAUUCCUCAGGAGCCACCAAUGCCGGGAAACGCGCGCAAGAAAAAAGUCUACGCACGCAUAGCGAGCAGUAUACGAGACACUUACCGCCAUACAAAUAUCCGCCUGUUCGUUUUGCCAGUCAUUCCUCCGCCGCCCAGCGUAUUCAUGAAUGGCGCAUACUUUGGGAUUUUGAUUCUACCAUCCCAAACGUCAUCAGGGCCAAGCGAGAAAAUCUCAUAGAUAACGCAGGGGGAAUGCGGCUUCGGAAAGCGUUCUCAUACAAACUUGCAG